AUGACAACGGAAACGACCACCAUAACUUUUAAAUCACUUCAUUUAAAUCCUCCAACCAGGUAUCGAUCUAUUCCGAUAUCUUUACAUCUAAACAAAAGGACACCUCAACCCACAACUUUAUCCUUGAGCCUCAGGUCACCACCGGUACCCGUUAAGGAAGAUGAUUUCGGUCUUUGCGAGGAGUGCAAUAGACCAAAUUCAUCAAAGGGAUAUUGCUCCUCAUGUUCUUCUUCGCAUUUUCAAAAGAACUUUGAUAGAUGGACGAGUGGGAAUGAUGACAUUGAUAAAUUGAUAAAAUCAACACAGACCUCUAGUAGGCGAGCCUUUGUAGAGUGGAUACCGUACGAUGAUUUACAUGAUGUCAAAUACAUCUCCAAAAGUAGUUUCAGCACGACAUAUUCCGCUACUUGGACAUCUGGUCCGAUUAUGAAUUGGAAUCAAUCAAGUGAAGAUUGGAAUCGUGACGAUGAAGUCAAAGUUGCAUUAAAGCGAUUAUAUAAUUCUCAAAAAAUUUCUAAAGAUUUCUUGUAUGAGCUCGAAGUUUCGCUACUUCAUUGUUCUUAUCAACAACAUAAAGAAAUUAUGCCGAUAUAUGGGUUUACGCAAGAUCCCAUAACAAAAGAUUACAUGGUGGUAAUGAAAUUCGAACGAGGAAACUUGAGGAAUUUCAUAAAUGAUAAUUUCACUUCGCUUUCAUGGUCACAAAAACUCAAAUUACUUCAUUCAAUCGCCACCGGGUUACAUAAAAUUCACUCAUCAGGAUUAAGCCAUAAUAAUCUUCAUUCCGGUAACAUCUUUGUGAAAAAGGAAGAUAACGGUGAUUUAUCGGCAAUCAUUUCGGAUUUAGGGAUGUCGGGUCCAGCUGAUAAAUCAUAUGAUUUAUGUAACUCACGAAUCGAUACAUUUGGCGUGAUACAAUAUACGCCUUCCGAAAUCUUUCACGGUCGUAUUUACACAAAAUAUUCCGACAUUUAUUUCUUUGCAAUGUUGAUGUAUGAGGUCUCGACCGGUUUACCACCGUUUAUCAACGUACCAUUUGACAAAUUGAAUGAGUUGAUGUUUGAUAUCUGCGAUGGUUUUAGACCCGCUUAUAAUUCCAAGGACAUGCCAAGGUGUUUUGAGGAAUUGAUGAAAAAAUGUUGGGAUGAUGAUGAGUUUAGCAGGCCACUCGCUUCUCAAUUGGUUGAUAUUAUUGGAAAUUGGAUAAGUGAGGAUAUUAGUAGGCGUGGUAACCUGAUUCGAUUGAAAUAUCCUUUAAGCAUAUACGAUAUUUAUAAGAGUCAACGAAUUAAUACCACCGAUUUGGGCGAUGAAGAUUUUGAGCAUGAUAGUGAAUCAAAUUUUGAUGAGAAUGUGGAAAGUGAUGAAGACAUUGAACUUAAUACAGAUUUCGAACGAAAAGUUCAAAAUAAAUACGUGACGAUAAAACGAAGCGAUAUAAUGAAAUGGAUCGAAAACAUCGACAAUACUUUUGAUCCGGAACGGUUGUUACCCUAG
This is a messenger RNA of Funneliformis mosseae, 1497 nucleotides long. The record is from the annotation of a GenBank genome assembly. Lineage: Eukaryota; Fungi; Glomeromycota; Glomeromycetes; Glomerales; Glomeraceae.